Laccaria bicolor S238N-H82 is the source of this 1419-nucleotide messenger RNA. RefSeq lists its product as uncharacterized. Bases 1 to 1419 code for a protein of 472 amino acids. The transcript has 5 exons. The record is from RefSeq and is a predicted model, not a curated record. Lineage: Eukaryota; Fungi; Basidiomycota; Agaricomycetes; Agaricales; Hydnangiaceae.
AUGGCUACAGCUAUGCAUUCCGCUCAUCAUGCAAGGAUGAUUGCAGAUACAGUAGCGAAAUUCCGCAAAGGAGAAAUGGUUGAUGAUCUUGUGUUUCCCAUUUGUGCUGCUUGCAGCGCACCCCAGAGAGGCGCUAAAAAACUGCAGUGUUCCAAGUGCAAAGCUAUCCACUAUUGUAAUAUUCAGUGCGCAACAAAGGAUUGGAAAGGGGGGAUUGUAAUUUCAACAGGUGAUGUGGGGGAACGUCACAAAGAUAUUUGUGGUACACUUAAACUGGCGGUGCUGAAGAAACCCGAUAUGCAGGCCAUCGCGAGACAAUUUCCCUGGGCUCGACAACAAUCAGACGGAACUUUCUCCUUUGUCGCCCUUAAAGGAUCAAAAAACCUUCUCGGAACAGGCGCCGAGUUCGGUUGGUGGACGGAAGAACCGUGUUGUAACGAUAGAUCAACCUAUACUUGGGGAUUCCGCCUUCUCGAUGACCAACACAUCCGCGAACGCGACGGGUGGAAGUUGCCUGACAACCAUAUUCCGUGGUUGGAUUUUGGGCUCAGCGGUACCGUUCCUCCAAAGGCUCCCGCUCAAUUUGAGCAUAAUUGGAAAAGCUAUUAUGCUUGGCGGGGGUUACCGAUCGACUCUCCUGCCGCUCUCCUUCUACACUGGCCUCUCACCGCAUUUCGAUUGCUCUCUCUUCUCGGAUUCGUUCCCUCUCCGCCUCCCACUGAAAGACGUCAGUUAACGGUUUACCUGCUCGGCGUCGAGAAAGAACUUGACUUCGUACCCAUAUUCGGCGAACUCGCCCUCCUCCUCCCACAAACCGACCUCCACCUAACAAUGUUCGGUCCCGGCGUCAACGAGCUUCUCAAAAAAGCAAACAAAUUGAAAAACCCCACUUCAUGCCUCGCUCGCCAACCUACCAUCUACUCCUACACCGCUCCCAAGUCCUCAGGAAGCGGGAGCAUUAAAAUCUCUUUCUCUCCUUCCGCAUCCCCAUUUUUACUUGGGCAAGACCUCCGGGGCUCCUCUCACGGUAAUAACACUAACACGGGGAUAAAACGCCCCGACGCAAUGAUAGCAUUCAACGCGGGCCUCGCAACAUAUCUGGAAUGGAAAUCCGUCGUCAUCGCCUCUCGCGCGUUUGCAGUCCCCUUCGCGGUGACGGAUUAUCAAGAAGUUAGCAUGGAGAGUGAUAUUCGGUUGUUGAUGAGACAGUUGGUUGGGCUGAGGCAUAUGUUCUGGGCCGGUACGAAGCUUUCGGGGGAGGAGGAGAGGAAGGUGGGGGAGGCCAUGAGGGAUAAGUAUGUGCAUGGGUUGAAUCCGUUUAUGCUUCUUGGACCUCGACCACACCCGAUUGGAGGUGGACCGUCGGCUGUGAAUGGGUUUGAGAUGGUUAUUACCCCAGGUCCUGCUUCAUUGGAGUAG